Colletotrichum godetiae is the source of this 1394-nucleotide messenger RNA. RefSeq lists its product as uncharacterized. The record is from RefSeq and is a predicted model, not a curated record. Bases 236 to 1096 code for a protein of 286 amino acids. NCBI's taxonomy places the organism in Eukaryota, Fungi, Ascomycota, Sordariomycetes, Glomerellales, Glomerellaceae. The transcript has a single exon.
UUCAGACAUUUUGUGUCAGCCCGGUUCACUUCGUUCGAGUACGAGCUUCCGGCUAAAAAGCCCCCUCCCUCCUCUUUUAGUUACUAAAUUCCUAUCUUUGAUUCUUGCUGUUCUUCCUCCCCUACUACUUGACUGCCAUAGCGCCCAUCACAUCCAGCGACGUUUCUCUCUGUCAUACGAAACUAAGGCCAUAUCAUAUGUUCAAGCAGGCGAGCCUUCGACUACCGACUUCACCAUGAGGGCCUCGUUCGCAGCAUUCAUCGGGCUGGCAGUCAGCGUAGCCAGCCAGGCCUCCUACCCUGGCGCGACCUACAACGGAUGUGGCAUCCCUGUAAACUUUUUCCAGACCUUCGUCCUAGUCUCGGACCAACUUGUUAACAGUCCAGUCUACUGCCGACAAAACUGCUUCGUGUCCAACAGUCGGGCAUUCGGCGCACUAUAUCAGGGCAAGUGUUACUGUAGCAAUGUAGGUGUCAACAGUAUUACCUAUGCGGCACCACCGAGAGACAGUAAUUGCACGUUCCAGUGUCCCGGACUUCCCACCACUUUCUGUGGCGGCAUGGUCGCCAACGGCGCGGUGUUUGACGUAUACGGUUUCGGUACGAUAGUUGCGACCACCUCCUCAAGCUCGUCAACAUCCUCAAGUUCAUCCUCCUCGUCCACUUCAUCCACUUCGUCAACCUCUUCCGACACGAGCAGCACGUCCACCUCUUCCACCUCCUUAACCUCUACCGACACAAGUAGCUCGACUGUUUCCGGUACAAGCAGCACUGAGACCUUAACCACCUCAACUUCUUCAUCUACUACUCUUUCGAGCUCUUCAAACAGCCAGUCCACAACCUCCACAAGCUCUGGUACCGUUUCGUCUUCAUCAUUCACUUCCACUCCAACAUCUUCUACGAGCUCCAGCAGCAGUAACACCUCACCAAGCUCAACAUCAGCCAGUUCAUCUACCGUCACUACCAACGUAGAUAGCUCUAGAACUAGCACCGGGGUUUCCGCCACCUCGACUCCGUACCCAACAAAUUUGAACUCCACAAGCACGACCGGCUCUCCUUCUUCAUGCUUUCAAGCCCAACUGAAAGGGAGACUGUGAAUACUAAUGAGGAGACAGAAGAGAGAAAAACAAGACGGGUUUCUUGCAUACACACAUGCAGUGAUCAAUAAUUCGGAAACUUGGUGUUCCUUGAGCACUACUCGAGGGCGAUACCGUCCUACAGGUCCUGGGGGUCUUUUGCAUCUUUCAUGCUUCAUUCGGUCUUGCAUGUCCAAGAAAUUGAGUCUGUGCCUAGUCCUCAACCUUAAGUAUGGAUCAAAACCUAUCGCACCUAGGUCCGUACUGUUCUUAAGGCUCAUGGUUCUCUGUAAUAAUCUUCGACACGCUUCGUGCAGAA